GUGAGACUGAGAGAGGUUUCCCCCCGGCGCCAUUUUGUGUCUCCUCACAUUCUUGGUACGGCCAGCGAACUCUCCUGACAUGGCUGAUUACUCCACGGUUCCCCCACCGGCCUCCGGAUCCGGCGGCGCUGCCCCCGGAGCGGUGAACGACGCCUUCAAGGAUGCGCUGCAGCGGGCGAGACAGAUUGCUGCUAAGAUUGGUGGUGACACAGGCACCGCUAUAAAUUCCAAUGACUAUGGAUUUGGAGGACAGAAGCGGCCACUUGAUGAUGGUGAUGGCUCUUGGACAAGUUUGAGCAGUACAGCACACUGGGAGGGAAUGCCCUCUCCUUAUCAAGAUCAACCAGAACCUAAGAAAGUUGCCCCUCAGAAUGAUUCUUUCGCUCCACCAAUGCCUGCCAUGCAUCAGCAACAGAGGUCUGUCAUUACGGAAGAAUACAAGGUUCCAGAUGGAAUGGUGGGAUUCAUUAUUGGAAGAGGUGGUGAACAAAUCUCACGCAUUCAACAAGAAUCUGGCUGUAAAAUACAAAUUGCCCCAGAUAGUGGCGGGAUGCCUGACAGAUCAUGUAUGUUAACUGGGACCCCCGAUUCUGUUCAAGGUGCAAAGAGAUUACUUGAACAGAUAGUUGAGAAAGGAAGACCAACUCCUGGCUUUCAUCACGGGGAUGGUCCUGGCAACGCUGUCCAAGAAAUCAUGAUCCCAUCCAGUAAAGCUGGCUUAGUAAUUGGUAAAGGAGGAGAAACCAUUAAACAACUGCAGGAACGAGCAGGAGUUAAAAUGGUCAUGAUUCAGGAUGGGCCCCAGAACACCGGCUCUGACAAGCCGCUGAGAAUCACAGGGGAUCCUUACAAAGUGCAGCAAGCAAAGGAGAUGGUUAUGGAACUUAUUCAUGAACAAGGAGGUGGUUUUAGAGAAGUACGAAAUGAAUAUGGCUCAAGAGUAGGAGGAAAUGAAGGGAUUGAUGUCCCAAUACCACGAUUUGCUGUUGGAAUUGUUAUAGGAAGAAAUGGUGAAAUGAUCAAGAAAAUCCAGAACGAUGCAGGUGUUAGAAUACAAUUUAAACCAGAUGAUGGUUCAGCUCCUGAAAGAAUUGCUCAAGUCUCUGGCCCACCAGACAGAUGUCAACAUGCAGCAGAGAUUAUAACAGACCUACUUCGCAGUGUUCAGCAAUCUGGAAACCAUGGUGGCCCAGGGCCUGGACGGGGCAGAGGACGAGGUCAAGGGAACUGGAACAUGGGACCUCCUGGUGGCUUACAGGAGUUUAACUUUGUUGUUCCUACUGUAAAAACUGGUCUAAUUAUUGGAAAAGGUGGCGAAACAAUAAAAAAUAUCAGCCAGCAGUCAGGAGCCAGAAUAGAGCUGCAAAGAAAUCCUCCACCAAAUUCUGACCCAAACAUGAAACUAUUCACUAUUCGUGGAUCCCCACAGCAAAUAGAUUAUGCCAGACAGCUUAUUGAAGAGAAGAUUGGAGGUCCAGUGAAUCCUGUUGGUCCUCCAGUUCCUCAUGGACCACCUGGUGUACCUGGCCCUCAUGGACCUCCUGGCCCUCCUGGUCCUGGUGCUCCCAUGGGACCAUACAAUCCAGCCCCUUACAAUCCUGGACCCCCUGGACCUUCACCACAUGGUCCUCCUGCACAAUAUGCUCCUCAAGGAUGGGGCAAUACUUAUCCACACUGGCAACAGCCAACUCAACCAGACCCAAGUAAAGCAGGAGCUGAUCCCAAUUCUGCAGCAUGGGCAGCUUAUUAUGCUCACUAUUAUCAGCAGCAAGCACCCCAGCCACCUGCAGCUCCAUCUGGUGGACCAAGUACAGCCCAAACUAAUGGACAAGCCGAGCAACCAGCAGCUCCACAAUCUGGACAAGUUGACUAUACAAAAGCUUGGGAAGAGUAUUACAAAAAAAUGGGUCAACAGGCACCAGCUCAAGAUUAUUCAAAAGCAUGGGAAGAAUACUAUAAAAAACAAGGGCAAACCGUACCAACACAGGGAGCAGCGCCACCUGCAGGACAACCUGAUUACAGUGCAGCCUGGGCAGAAUAUUACAGACAGCAAGCUGCAUAUUAUGCACAGACAAGUCCACAGGGAAUACCACAGCAUCCUCCAGCCCAACAGGUAUGAAAACGAAUCUGAUCAUUUUUCUUUAGUUUUGGGGAGGACUUUAUGGUUAUAAUUAACUCAGAUGAAACUAAACCUUCCUGUACUGCACGCUAUGUUGCUGUGUUUACGUUUUCCACCUCCAGGGUUAUUGAAAACAAGAAGCAGUCAACCUUUGUUAACCAAUCUUUCUUUAGGGUCUCACUCCUGGGUUGGCUUCAUUUUCCAUCAAUGUUGUAGUUUAACUCUUUGUAUGUCUCUUAUGUAUUUCUUCUGCACAGGGCCAAUAAUGCGAAGUGGACAGUACAGUAUUUGCUUCAUUGUGUUGGGGAAAACGUUUGUUAAAUGUUUGGAUGCAGACGCCUUGAUGAAGAUCUUAAAUUUUGUUUUUGGUUUAAAAUUGUUUCGGAAAAAAACAAAUGUACAAAGCUAUCACUCCUGACUGAUAGGAGGCUAUAUUUCUGUGUAGAAAUGAAAACCGGUUUGUUUUUAGUAACUAGUGUAGAUGUACACAUUCCAGCAAAAUGUAUUUGCAGCUAUUAUGUGGUCAAAGAUAUGUGAUACAAAUGUACUUUUUCAAUGUAUACUUUAUCACUUUUAAAAUGCCUGUUUUGUGCUUUACAAUAAAUAAUAUGAAAACCUCCUGUGUCGGUAAGUUGGGUAUGUGAAUAUUUAACAGAAAUCAUUUUAUGUUUGAGUAAGGUGCAUAGCAGCAAUUUUGUAAUCGUAUUCAAUUUGCCUCAGAUUUUUUUUCCCCUUUCCCUGAUUUUUUUUUUUUAAUUUUAAUUUUGAUAGUCUGAAUGUUAUUGUAUGAGAAGCAGCAAUGCUAGUUUGAUUUUUGUUUUCAUGUGCCUGUAUAAAUGCAUAGCUGACUUCCAUUGCAUUAUGUUUAAUUCUACAUGACCACUGUUAUAAAAUCUGUACAGAUAUUGCACUGCUGGGAGAGAUGUUGGACAGUCUUCUAGCAGUGCCACUGAAUAUUUGUUUACUUUUUUUUUCUUGCAUAAAUCUUAGAAUUUA
Pelobates fuscus (common spadefoot toad) is the source of this 3115-nucleotide messenger RNA. RefSeq names its product far upstream element binding protein 1 (gene FUBP1). The record is from RefSeq and is a predicted model, not a curated record. Gene Ontology annotation, molecular function: mRNA binding. Gene Ontology annotation, biological process: regulation of DNA-templated transcription. NCBI's taxonomy places the organism in Eukaryota, Metazoa, Chordata, Amphibia, Anura, Pelobatidae. The coding region runs from base 80 to 2119 and encodes 679 amino acids. The transcript has 21 exons. Gene Ontology annotation, cellular component: nucleus; cytoplasm.